This is a messenger RNA of Nothobranchius furzeri (turquoise killifish), 1200 nucleotides long. It is a transcript of the gene akirin1, whose product is annotated as akirin 1. Gene Ontology annotation, biological process: positive regulation of myoblast differentiation; negative regulation of skeletal muscle satellite cell proliferation; positive regulation of transcription by RNA polymerase II. Gene Ontology annotation, molecular function: transcription coregulator activity. The record is from RefSeq and is a predicted model, not a curated record. Lineage: Eukaryota; Metazoa; Chordata; Actinopteri; Cyprinodontiformes; Nothobranchiidae. Gene Ontology annotation, cellular component: chromatin; nucleus.
CAGAAGGUUGGCAGUUAGGGUUUACUACUCAGAGAAGAAAGUACGUUGUUGUGGAGAGGAAGAAAGGCCAAGAAGAAAUUCGGGGAGCCCGAAGCGUUCGAAAUAAAACAUUAAACCCCACACUGCGGGCCGUUUUUCCUCCCUUGCCAUUUUUUCGGGUUUUGUUUAGCUAACAUGGCUUGUGGUGCUACGUUAAAGCGGUCAAUGGAGUUUGAGGCCCUCCUCAGUCCUCAGUCUCCCAAGCGGAGAAGGUGCAAUCCACUACCAGGGACUCAGAGCACUCCGUCCCCACAAAGAUGCAACCUCCGUACCCCAGUCGACAGCCCAGCACAUUCGGGGUCUCCCCAGCCCAUCGGAGGCGAACACAGGCUCACUCCAGAGCAAAUCUUUCAGAACCUUCGCCAGGAGUACAGCCGGAUCCAGAGGCGACGGCAGCUGGAGGGCGCCUUCAACCAGACCGAGGCCUGCAGCUCCAGUUCCACCCUCAACGCUCCCAGCUCCCCACCUGGUGCCUCAAAGAAGGACCAGCCCUCGUUCACGCUGAGGCAGGUUAGCUACCUGUGCGAGCGCCUGCUCAAAGACCACGAGGAGAAGAUUCGGGAGGAGUACGAACAGAUUCUUAACACAAAACUCGCAGAACAAUAUGAAUCUUUUGUGAAAUUUACGCAAGACCAAAUCAUGCGAAGAUACGGAGCCCGACCUGCGAGUUACGUCUCCUGAGCUCCCGUCAGCGUGAUCCCGGCUCCUCCCAACACGACGGCCGCUCUUCCUGUUCCUCUGCCUCCUUCCAGUUGACUUUGAUAUUAUUUCGCAGAUGCCGCACCGCUCUCCGCCCUGCUCAAACUGUUUGGGUGCCAUCCAGUUUUUAAGUCAAAAACUAGUUUCUUUCUUCCAAAGUUUUUCUGCUGGUCAAGAUUUGGGAACAUCUGAAAAGUAAAAGCCAGUUUGUUUUUGUUGUCUCCCACCCCCCCUCCUUUCUGUUGAUAUGUUCUUUCCAGAAUUAAAGCAAAUGUUUGUAAAACCUCUUGCUGGCGCUGUAGAAAAGCUUAUUGGCUCGGGAUCAUUCAGUAUAACUCUCCAGCAGCUAUAUUUAACAGCUCCUGCUUCUCACCCCGCCUCACCCCUUUUCUCACCUCCCUACUUGAGAAUGUGGAUUUUUCUCCCUUUUGAAGAAAACUAAUAAAAGUUCUGUGACUAAAA